This is a messenger RNA of Funneliformis mosseae, 543 nucleotides long. The record is from the annotation of a GenBank genome assembly. NCBI's taxonomy places the organism in Eukaryota, Fungi, Glomeromycota, Glomeromycetes, Glomerales, Glomeraceae.
AUGUGUUCUAAACAAGUUAAUGAAAACUCAUGGAGAGGUCUAUUUCAAAAAUCCCUUGGAAUGCACGGUGAUUGGUCUUUUAAUGUAUUUCGAUUGAUUCCAAAUGAACAAGAUCCAAAUCACAAGAACAAGCAUGAUUUCAAUGAGCCUUAUUACAGAGUAAAUAUUUCUUACACAUAUCACUCCAAAAUUGAUACCAAAGAAUCAGAUGGAAAUAAGGUCGUUCUACAUCAAAUUAUGGACUUAGUUUCUCUGACUGUUCCAAAUGAUCAAGCAAAAUAUCCUAGCCGAGUAACAUUAUUGGGAGAUACUCACCCUGUACUUGGAUUGGGAACCAAUAAUGCAAUUGAAGAUGCUUAUUUUCUUUCUCAGGCGUUACUUAAUAAAUCUUCGGAAAAUUAUAUUUCUUACUUAUUAGGAACGUCACCGACAAUGGUUUCACCGACUGGGUUAUUUCGCCGACGAUCAAUUUAUCGACGAUUAUUUCAUCGACAAGACCUUUUGACGACAAUCAUUUUGCCGACAGCUACAAAAAAGAAAUAG